GUGACCCUUUACCCUGUGAUUGGAUUGUUCACAGGACCACACAUAACGAAACAGAAAUUAUCAGGAAGCAAAUCCACAACGUUUAAACAUGGCCAUAACAACCGAUCACAUCCGGGCUAAACUCAGAGCGGAGCUUGCGGCGGAGCACGUCGACGUGGAGGAUAUGUCGCCCAGCAGAUGUGCGACGAGCUUUAAAGUGCUCGUGGUGUCGUCCCAGUUUGAGGGCAAGCCCCUCUUACAGAGACACAGGAUGGUGAACACCUGCUUAGCGGAGGAGCUGAAAGACAUCCACGCCUUGGAACAGAAGACUCUCACACCGGAACAGUGGGAGAAACAAAAGUCUAAAUGACAUUGCCGCCAUCGUAUUGUGUGGUAAAACAUAACAAGAAGCAAGCAAGUGUCGUUACAGUUCCCAUCCCAUGAAGAUUGUAUAAAUGCAUUUGAAAAUGCUGCUGGCAAUAAAACUGACAGCUGCCUGUGUUGCAGUUUUGA
This is a messenger RNA of Phycodurus eques (leafy seadragon), 492 nucleotides long. RefSeq lists its product as uncharacterized. Gene Ontology annotation, biological process: intracellular iron ion homeostasis. Gene Ontology annotation, molecular function: 2 iron, 2 sulfur cluster binding. The transcript is spliced from 4 exons. NCBI's taxonomy places the organism in Eukaryota, Metazoa, Chordata, Actinopteri, Syngnathiformes, Syngnathidae. The record is from RefSeq and is a predicted model, not a curated record. The coding region runs from base 89 to 349 and encodes 86 amino acids. Gene Ontology annotation, cellular component: cytosol; nucleus.